Rotaria sordida is the source of this 885-nucleotide messenger RNA. NCBI's taxonomy places the organism in Eukaryota, Metazoa, Rotifera, Eurotatoria, Philodinida, Philodinidae. The record is from the annotation of a GenBank genome assembly.
AUGGGUGACUACUCGAAAACACUUGAAUUUUACGAAAAAUCACCUAAAAUCUACGAAAAAGCUCUGCCUUCGAAUCAUCCCGAGUUGGCUGUUUCCUGCAGCAACAUUGGUCAAGUGUAUAACAACAUGGGUAACUACUCGAAAGCACUUGAAUUUUAUGAAAAAGCACUUAAAAUCUUCGAAAAAGCUCUGCCUCCAAAUCAUCCCGAUUUGGCUUUGUCCUACAACAACAUCGGUGGAGUGUAUAGCAGCAUGGGUGACUACUCGAAAGCACUUGAAUAUUUAAAAAAAGCACAUCAAAUCUUCGAAAAUGCUCUGCCUCCGAAUCACCCUCUUCUGGCUUUUCCAUACAGCUGGUUCGGAAACAUUUAUCACAGUAUGAAAGAUUAUCCAAAAGCACUUGAUAAUUUCGAGAAGUGUCUCUCAAUACGUCAGAAAGCCUUACCUGAAAAGCAUCCAUAUCUAGCUGUAACAUACAGUGAUAUUGGUGAUGUUCAUCGAUUAAUGGGUAAUUAUGAAAGGACACUUGCGUUUCACCGAAAAGCAUUAAAUAUUCAAGAAAAUAUUCAAUGUAGUCCUCUUCAGGUUGCAACGACAUAUAUAAAUUUAGGUGAAACUUAUCGUGAAAUGAAAGAUUAUUCAAAAGCAUUGACAUAUUUCGAAAAAGGAUUAGAAAUACGUGAGAACAAACUACCAAAAAAUCAUCCUGAUUUAGCUGUUGUAUAUCAUAAUAUGGCAAAAUUAUAUUUGGCUACACAAAAAUAUAGUAUGGCAAUGAAAAAUAUUCAACAAGCAGUUGAAAUAGCUCAAGAAAAAUUACCUUCAACUCAUCCUCAUCUUUUGGAAUAUAAAGAAACAUUUGAAAAAAUUCGAAAGAAAAUGUAA